AGCUAGCAUGCCUCAAACUGAAGUCACUUGAGUUGGAAGCGGUGUCUUGGCUAUGGUUGCUUUGACCCGUGUGCGUUUGAUUUGGCGACAUUUAAUCAACAACAGAAUGGGAGAUAUGUCCUCCAAAACGCAAAUGCCCACACCUGAAACUGCUCUACCAGGCAGAAAAGAUGUCAUGAAAGUUUCAGCCAAGCAUGAUGUCAACGGCAACAGGACAGUUCCGCCAUUUCCUGAGGGAAUGCAGAUGGUCAUGUUUGGUAUGGGCUGUUUCUGGGGGGCGGAGAGGAGGUUCUGGCAGCAGAAGGGUGUGUACUCCACCCAGGUGGGCUACUCAGGUGGCUACACCGCCAACGCCUCCUACGGCGACGUCUGCACAGGUAAAACUGGCCAUACUGAGGUGGUGCGGGUGGUCUUCCAUCCAGAGAACAUCACUCUUGGGAAUCUGCUGAAGGUCUUCUGGGAGAGCCAUGACCCCACUCAAGGCAUGCGGCAGGGCAACGAUGUGGGCACCACCUACCGCUCCGCCGUCUACACCUACACCCCUGAGCAGCUGCAGGAAGUCCAGGCCUCCAAAGACCAGUACCAGAAGGAGUUAGCGGAGGAGGGCUUCGGGGCCAUCACCACGGAGAUAGCCGAGGCCAAAGAGUUCUACUACGCCGAGGACUACCACCAGCAGUACCUCAGCAAGAACCCUGACGGCUACUGCGGAUUGUCCGGCACCGGGGUGUCCUGUCCAAUAGGAGUCCGCUCUUAGACGGGGCUCCACGGGCUAGCUUUUAGACAGAGUUGCCUUAAUCAGACACAUGAAAGCAUUUCAGAGAUUCAGGAUUUUUUUGUAGCAAGUUUCAUGUCUGACAGAUUCAGUGCUGUUCAUCUGCAAGCUUCAAGGAGUUUUAUUUCAAAUAUGAGUAUUAUGUAUUUUGAGCUAUAAUUGUGAGUAUGGUAAAAAUAAAGGAUACUUAUUACUUA
Molecule: messenger RNA, 969 nt
Organism: Sardina pilchardus (European sardine)
Lineage: Eukaryota; Metazoa; Chordata; Actinopteri; Clupeiformes; Clupeidae
Gene: msraa
Product: methionine sulfoxide reductase Aa
Exons: 6
Coding region: 53-754 (233 amino acids)
Biological process (GO): cellular response to oxidative stress
Cellular component (GO): cytoplasm
Molecular function (GO): peptide-methionine (S)-S-oxide reductase activity
Source: RefSeq, a predicted model, not a curated record